Cygnus atratus (black swan) is the source of this 687-nucleotide messenger RNA. Its product is annotated as forkhead box protein L2-like. The coding region runs from base 1 to 687 and encodes 228 amino acids. Gene Ontology annotation, biological process: cell differentiation; anatomical structure morphogenesis; regulation of transcription by RNA polymerase II. The record is from RefSeq and is a predicted model, not a curated record. Gene Ontology annotation, molecular function: RNA polymerase II cis-regulatory region sequence-specific DNA binding; DNA-binding transcription factor activity, RNA polymerase II-specific. The transcript is spliced from 3 exons. Lineage: Eukaryota; Metazoa; Chordata; Aves; Anseriformes; Anatidae.
AUGGGGGACGCGGCGCCGGGGGGAACGCGCCCGCCUGGGGCCUCCUUCACCAUCGAGUACCUGCUGUCGGGGCGGGAUGGUGGGGGGCCCUGUGCCCCCCCUGCCUCCAGCAGGAGCCCCCCGCCAGCCCCCCGCACCCCUGCGGAGCCCGGGGACAAGCCGGCGCAGUCCUACAUCGCCCUCAUCUCCACGGCCAUCCUCUCUUCCCCGGAGAAGAAGCUGCUGCUGUCCGACAUCUACCAGUGGAUCAUGGACAAGUAUCCCUACUUCAAGAACAAGGAGAAGAGCUGGCGCAACAGCGUGCGGCACAACCUGUCCCUCAACGAGUGCUUCGUCAAAGCUGGCCGCAGCGACAACGGCAAGGGCCACUUCUGGGCCAUCCACCCCGCCAACGUGGACGACUUCGCCAAGGGCGACUACCACCGCCGGCGGGCGCGCAGGCGCAUCCGCAGGCUGGCGGUGAACAUCGGCUACUGCCACCCCUACGCCCUGUACGGCCUCAGCUGCUGCUGCCCCUGCUGCCCCCCGCUGCCUGCCGGGCCCCCCCUGGCCCCCCCGGUGCUGCCCCCCCUCGCCCUGCCCGCUGCCCCCCGCCUCUCCCUGCCCGAGAGAGCGUGGUGGGGACGGGUCCCUGGCCCCCAGGUCCUUGCCCCCCUCUUCCCUGGUCCCCGCGUCCCCUUCCUGUAG